AUGUCAUUUGAAGAAGAACGCGACAUGCACGUGCGGGUCGUGAAGCCAAGUGUCUCCUUCCUGCCUGAAACUGAAACUUCCAAGCCCGUAACAUACGACCUCCAUCAUAGUGACUUGCUUCCUGUGUAUGACUAUGUCUCCCGGGAAUAUCUAAUGAACGGCGUCGCCGUUGCAAAUUCAUACUGCACGCGUCUUCUUCUUCGUUGCCCUGCUGAUCCUGACAAAUUUUCCGGUCUUGUCGUCGCGGAACCAUCUCACCUAUGGGGUGGAACAACCAUUUGGCGUCUCAUUAAUCGGUGGCUGAUGCGUAACGGACAUGCCUGGCUGGAAAUUGAUUCACAGGCUCCCGCGGCAAUCGACCAGAUCAAAAACGUUGAUCCCGAACGCUACAGAGAUAUGCACUUUAUCCCCUGUCGGACCUUAGAGGAGUUUUCCAGCAACAUCCCCUCCUUUGCUAAUUCAGAAGCGCUGUGGGAUAAUUACCGGAUCUUCAAGGAAAGAUGGUGGGCUGCAACUCUGCAGUCUCCGGAGAUACUUGUUGCUGCAUCACAUGCUUUGAGAUCGGGACAGCUGGGUAUCAAGGCUGACCGCGUUGUACUGGCUGGUCUUUCCCAGACUGCAGACUUGAUAAGGAAGUUCAUCGUCGAAUCUCGUCAUCUCCGACUUCCUGACGGAUACGCCCCAUUUCAGGGAUUCAUGCCGUGCCAAUGCGAUGCUGGCAACCCACUUCCAGACUUGCGCGAUGCAAAGAUAAUUGAGAUUCUAGGUGAAUUCGAGCUCGUUUACAUAAAGGCCCUCUACGGCGGAAGUGAAGCGCCUCCCCAUCGCCGUCCCGAUAGCCCGUCAUUCCGGCUCUACGAAGUUGCCGGUAUGUCUCAUCGCGAGACUCGAUACCUCUCCAUGGCCGAUAAGAAGCGUUUGUCGGUUGUUGACCUGGAAGGUGCCCAAUGGACCACCUUCGCCAAUUCUUUCGUUUAUCACGCUCUCUUCGAUGCUAUGAACAACUGGAUUACGACCGGUGUUGCUCCUCCGCGAGGUACCACAAUUGAGAUCGACAAUUUCGGGGAUAUUGAGCGAGAUGAGUAUGGAAAUGCGCUUGCUGGGGUCAGAACUGUUCAUACAGACGUGCCUACUGCCAAAAUCAUUGAUGUUACCCCUCAGCCACAUCCGCAUUGGCACACUGGCACCGAGGUCCCUUUCAAAGAUGUCAAUCUGUGGGCUGUCUACAAAACGGUGGAAAACUAUCGACGUCAGGCGGGAGAAGCCAUCGAUCGACAGAUUGAAGCAGGAUUUUUAUUGCCGGAAGACGCUGAGGUCCUGCGUCGCGACACCAUCGAACAAGUCUCCUUUUAA
This is a messenger RNA of Penicillium mononematosum, 1353 nucleotides long. RefSeq lists its product as uncharacterized. The record is from RefSeq and is a predicted model, not a curated record. Lineage: Eukaryota; Fungi; Ascomycota; Eurotiomycetes; Eurotiales; Aspergillaceae. The coding region runs from base 1 to 1353 and encodes 450 amino acids. The transcript is spliced from 3 exons.